UCAGCUGAUUUUAAAAUUUUCUGAUUAUUUAAAAAGUAAAAAAAUGCGGUCGAGAUUACUAUGUAAAUAUAUGAAGAUUCAUAAACGUUAUUCAUCGCAAAAUGUGACAAAGUGGAAAAGUGUAGUAGGGUUAGAAGUUCACGCGCAGCUUAAUACGAACUCAAAAUUGUUUUCUGGUGCACAAAAUACAUUUGGUGGAAUUGUGAAUAACUGUGUAUCAUUGUUCGAUGCUGCUAUACCCGGAACGUUACCUGUAUUGAAUAGAAAAUGUGUCGAGUUAGGUGUUUUGACCGCACUAGCUUUUAGUUGUAGAGUAAACGAAGUAUCAAGUUUUGAUAGGAAACACUAUUUUUACGCUGAUUUACCUGCGGGUUAUCAAAUAACGCAACAGAGGGCUCCUUUAGCCAAUGACGGUGUUAUUCAGUUUCAGGUAUACACUCCGGGAAUACAUAAAAGGCCUUAUAACAAAAGUUCGAAGAUCAAACAGAUACAAUUGGAACAGGAUAGCGGUAAAUCUCUUCAUGAUGCAGAACUUAAGAGAAGUCUCGUGGAUCUUAACAGAGCUGGAGCACCCCUUAUAGAAAUAGUUUUUGAACCUGAUUUAGAGGAUGGAGAAGAGGCAGCAGCGUUAGUAAAGGAAUUAGUAUUAAUAGUACAAAGACUCGGAGCAUGUACUGGACGCAUGGAAGAAGGUGCAUUGCGAGUAGACGCUAAUGUCUCCAUGCAUAGAGAAGGAGAGCCACUAUCUACUCGAACAGAGAUUAAAAAUAUCGGUUCCAUCCGCGGUGUCGCAAGUGCUGUUCGACAUGAAAUAGAACGCCAACAAUCCGUACUUGAAAAUGGCGGGAAAAUUAUAAACGAAACUAGAGCGUGGGAUGCCGUUGCCAAGGUUACAGUGCCGAUGCGAGACAAAGAAGUUGUUCAAGAUUACAGAUAUAUGCCCGAGCCCAAUUUACCGCCUCUUCGUCUUAAUUUAACAUCGAGACACGAUACACAAGACGUCAUUAGUGUGCCACUCAUACGGGACAAAAUACCAGAACUUCCAGAAGAAACUAGAACAAAUCUUAUAAAUGACUUCGAGCUUCGUCCAGAAAUAGCAAUACAACUUGUCAACGAACCGACUCUUUUGGGUUUCUUCCGCGAACUGACGAUAGACAAUAGAAGAAAUCCAACAAAAGUCGCCAAUUUGCUCUUAAAUGAUCUCUUGACUGUACUUAAUAAACGUAAAAUUAACAUAGUUGAUAGCAAUGUAACGGUGAAACAGUUAGGCGAAGUAAUAGAUUUACUAUUAUCAACGAAGAUUAAUCUAGAUGUUUGCCGUAAUGUUUUAGACGAAAUAGUAGAAAGUCCAAAAAAAUCUCCAACCCAUAUUGUCAACGAAAGGGGUUGGUUGUUAAUUACUGAUGACGAUGAAAUAACAGUUAAAUGUCUGAAAGUAAUUGAAACUAAUCCUAAAUUGGUGAAGCAAUAUAGAGAAGGAAAAGUGAAGGUGUUUAAAGCUUUAUUAGGUAUAUUAGUUAAAACAUCUGAUAGUAAACUUGAUAUGUCCUUAGCGUCUAAGAGAAUGGAGGAAUUGUUGAAGAAAUAAAGAAAAUUAAAAUCA
Messenger RNA from Zerene cesonia (dogface butterfly), 1603 nucleotides. RefSeq names its product glutamyl-tRNA(Gln) amidotransferase subunit B, mitochondrial (gene GatB). The record is from RefSeq and is a predicted model, not a curated record. The coding region runs from base 44 to 1588 and encodes 514 amino acids. NCBI's taxonomy places the organism in Eukaryota, Metazoa, Arthropoda, Insecta, Lepidoptera, Pieridae. Gene Ontology annotation, biological process: glutaminyl-tRNAGln biosynthesis via transamidation; mitochondrial translation. Gene Ontology annotation, molecular function: glutaminyl-tRNA synthase (glutamine-hydrolyzing) activity. The transcript has 5 exons.